This is a messenger RNA of Carica papaya (papaya), 594 nucleotides long. It is a transcript of the gene TOM5, whose product is annotated as mitochondrial import receptor subunit TOM5-like protein. Gene Ontology annotation, cellular component: mitochondrion; mitochondrial outer membrane translocase complex. The record is from RefSeq and is a predicted model, not a curated record. NCBI's taxonomy places the organism in Eukaryota, Viridiplantae, Streptophyta, Magnoliopsida, Brassicales, Caricaceae.
AUUUAAAACCCUCUUCUCUUCUUUAGCUCCCUAAAACCCCAAACCAACCUUCAAGUCUCGUUCUCGUAUCUGCAAGAAUCAAUGGCGGACAAAGUCAUUUCACUUGAGAAGCUGAAGGCCAUCUGGCAUUCUCAGGUUCAUGAUGAAGAGAAGUGGGCCCUCAACAUGAAAUUGCUGCGUGCUGCAGGGCUAUUUGCAGGAUCCAUUUUUCUGAUGAGGAACUAUGGUGAUCUCAUGGCAGUUUGAGGAUGGGAUGAAGUUCAUCCUUAAACUUCUUUCAUGAAUCAAAAAAAACAUGAGCAUUUAGUUAUUUUGAUUUUCAGUCUGUUGGAAAUGUUGCUUUGCUGGGGACAACAGCAAAUUGUCUAGCAUGCGCCUUCACGAACUUUUAGAACAGAAUGCAGCUUUUAUUUCAAAUUUCUCUUGUCAUCUUUAUGUUGUAACUUGAAUUGUUUGUGUAAUUUGAGACUUGACAUGCAGUGAAUGCAAAACAAACCUCUUCAUUUGCUUCUAUUGGAGGAGGAGCUAUAGUCUUCUCAAGUUUGUAAGUUAAGUUGCAGCUAAUGGAGCACGUAUUCACUUUGAUUGGUUAAA